GAAAAUUUCGUGUUGCUUGCAAUCUCGCGAUUUUUUCACAAAUAGUCCUGAAAGCCGUGAAAAUAGCCAUAGGCUCCACUUCCAAAGUUAGUAACACAGUACCAAGUAGAACAUGGAUGAAGAGGAGUACGGAAAUGAUGACGUCGGUGGGGAUGAUUUCGAUGAUGUGGAUGAUGAUGACAACAUUGAUGAUCUGAAUCAGGACGAGGAUGUGGACAACAUUGAGAUCUUGACUCCUGGACAAGCGGGUGGUGGAGUUGCCAAAUCCAAGCGAAUCACCACGAGAUACAUGACAAAGUACGAGCGGGCGCGAGUCCUGGGAACCAGGGCGCUGCAGAUCGCCAUGUGCGCCCCCAUAAUGGUGCAGUGGGAGGGAGAAACGGACCCUCUGCAGAUCGCCAUGAAAGAGUUGAAGCAGAGGAAGAUUCCCAUCAUCAUCCGACGAUACCUUCCGGAUCACUCGUACGAGGACUGGAGCAUCGACGAACUGGUGAUCACAGAUACAUGAAGGCUAAUCGAUUUAUUAAAGGAGCGUCACACGAUAAAA
Phlebotomus argentipes is the source of this 547-nucleotide messenger RNA. RefSeq names its product DNA-directed RNA polymerases I, II, and III subunit RPABC2 (gene RpII18). Gene Ontology annotation, cellular component: RNA polymerase II, core complex; nucleus; RNA polymerase III complex. Gene Ontology annotation, biological process: DNA-templated transcription. The transcript has 2 exons. Gene Ontology annotation, molecular function: DNA-directed RNA polymerase activity; DNA binding. The record is from RefSeq and is a predicted model, not a curated record. The coding region runs from base 113 to 508 and encodes 131 amino acids. Lineage: Eukaryota; Metazoa; Arthropoda; Insecta; Diptera; Psychodidae.